UAUAUCAGUGAACGUAAAAGAAAAAAAGCUCGUUAUAAUCAAGCAAGUCAUCAUCGACAUGAUAAACUUAUACGUCAUAAUUUACGUCGAUUACUUAUUUAUACAGAUUUCACAAUACAAAGUUUAAAUUGA
This is a messenger RNA of Adineta steineri, 132 nucleotides long. Lineage: Eukaryota; Metazoa; Rotifera; Eurotatoria; Adinetida; Adinetidae. The record is from the annotation of a GenBank genome assembly.